UAUUUGGAGUAAACACUUAAAAUGAACAGUCGAUAUGCAUUGUGCGGCGUGUGGUGUUUGUUUGUUAUUGAAGCAAGAUAUAGAUAAAAACUGAGUUUCUAUUUAUCUGUAUGCCAGAAAGAGAAAUAGGGAAUCUCGAUGGAUUUAAUGAUGUAUACUACCAAGACUCUAGAUUGCUGAGUAGUCUAGUAUACACGGGGAAGAAAUUAAAGUCUGCGCCAUAUUCAGAAGAUGGAUAUCCUAAUAAAGGACAUAUAUCAUAUGAGUACAUCACAUAUAACGAGCCCUUUUCCGCACGUACGGUUAUUUUUAAGAUUCCAAUGAGCUAUCUUAGAAAGAAACAAUAA
Molecule: messenger RNA, 347 nt
Organism: Nematocida parisii ERTm1
Lineage: Eukaryota; Fungi; Microsporidia
Exons: 1
Coding region: 111-347 (78 amino acids)
Source: RefSeq, a predicted model, not a curated record